Poecilia latipinna (sailfin molly) is the source of this 1478-nucleotide messenger RNA. RefSeq names its product P2Y purinoceptor 13-like. Gene Ontology annotation, biological process: G protein-coupled receptor signaling pathway; negative regulation of adenylate cyclase activity. The transcript has a single exon. Lineage: Eukaryota; Metazoa; Chordata; Actinopteri; Cyprinodontiformes; Poeciliidae. Gene Ontology annotation, cellular component: membrane. Gene Ontology annotation, molecular function: G protein-coupled purinergic nucleotide receptor activity. The record is from RefSeq and is a predicted model, not a curated record. The annotation marks the transcript as partial.
CCACUAUCAUCUUUGUUUUUAUUUUCCUCAGAUGAAGCGAAUCCGUCCCUCUAUUCAGCUCUCAAUCAGUCAGAGUGUGAGAGGUUUUCCUACAACCCUUACAUAGUCCCAGCUCUCUUCUUUCUCAUGUUCCCCAUUGCCUUGUUGUUGAAUGUGGUGGCAGCGUGGGUGUCCGUGCAUCUGAAGUCGACCUCCACCUUCGUGGUGUACCUUAAAAACCUCGUGGCUGCCGACAUAGUCAUGACCCUGAUGAUCCCAAUGAAAGCCGCAGCAGACUUGCCUACCACAUGGGAGCAACUGGCUGGACCGACAUGCCGUUUUUUUGCUGUCAUUUUCUACAACGCGCAGUACACGUGUAUUGCUUUGCUGGGGCUCAUCAGCCUGGACCGUUUCUUUAAGAUCAUGAUGCCGCACAGCAGGAUCUUUGGGCAGAGUCUCACCAUGAGCAAAGUGAUAUCCGCCACAGUCUGGCUGGUUUUGUUCGGAGGUACGGGUUUGCCAAAUAUCCUCCUGACGAACAAAUCCGUGGCCAACGCCUCAUUAAUCACCACGUGCAUGGUUCUGAAAGGCCCGGAAGGAGUGCAGUUUCACGAGCAAAUAUCUCUACUCCUGAACAUAUUCUUUUGGUUUGUUAGCGUGGUCAUUGUCGUUUGCUACAUCUGCAUCGCAAACAGAGUUAUCCAGUCGUACAGAAACUCCGGUAGCAACAACAGCCAGGGGAAGCAGAAAAUCAAGCUGCGCGUUUUUCUCGUCAUCAUUGUGUUUUUCAUCUGCUUUGGCCCGUACCACAUCAUCAGGAUCCCGUACACUUCUCAGCAAGUCACCUACUCUAAGGCAGACUGCUCUCCGACCUAUGAACAUCUAAGGUUUGCCAAGGAACUCAGCCACUGGCUCGCCACGACCAACAUCUGCAUGGACCCCCUGCUCUACGUCUUCCUUUGUCGAGAGUUCAAGGAGAAGCUAAUGUCGAUGAUGGAAAAUAGCUUUAAAGCACCAGGAAAGCAAAAGUUCAAAGACGCAUUGCCUUGCUGAAGCUGCAGUCAAAUAUGUAGACAUGUCAUUUCGUGGUUCUUAAAGGGAAGAAAUUAAGAGUAUUUUGUGCAGCAUCAGAUCCCAUUUAGGUAGCGUGUUGUUGUUUCUUUUCCUUGCUUGCUUCCAUUAUAUACCCCUAUUAAAAUGACGGAUGACCUUCAGAUUAUCCUGUCACUGUUUCAAAAACCAGUCAAAGAUGGAAAAUAUUCCACUAAUGUGACCUCCAUCAGUCCCAUCCCAGCCUGCAGUGCCUCCUAGUGGCCCCUCCGGGCUGGAGGUAUUUUUUUCUAAGUGUUGUGCUCAGAUCGACCAGUGGAUGGGAAAGUUUGCUCCAUCAGAACUUAUUUGGCCAAUGUGUUUCCAUUUCCUGUUUUGGACAUUAACUCUUUUUUGAAAAAGCCAAAAAGCGUGUAUAAUUUUUUUUUUUUUUAUCUGAAAUGAACAGA